GUUUCUUCCCCCGUUUCCCCAGCACCGCUGUGGGUUCUCCUUCCCUUUGCCGGCCAUCUUGGUGCGGGAGGGUGGGGGAACCCCGGAUCUGUGUGUCUGACGUGUAAAUAGGGUGAGGAGAGUGGUUUUAGGCGGCGUUGUGCUCGUGGGAGCGGCCCCGGCGUUGUGCUCGUGGGAGCGGCCCCGGCGUGGUCGAGAAUAAGUUCCCCUCAUUCCUGGCUCCGUCCCGGCGUCGUGGCUCAUGGUGCUGGUGGAUCGGUGGGGAUUCAGUGUCUUCGUGGUGUGGUCGAGGCGUGGGCGACGACAUCACAUCAGAAUAAUUUCCCCUUGGCUCCGUCCAUGCUUCGUCGGUUCUCUGCCGAUGAGGAGCGCGUAGGGUGUAUCCAGGUGUUGUCGGUGUGGCGGCGUUGCCGAUUUCACCAUGGAGGUUUUGUUCCUCCGGCAGCGUCGUCCUCGUGGCAACCUGGGCUCCUAGCUUGCUACGUGGCCGGAUGGAUGGUUGGAGCUCGCUGAUGGGAGUUUGGCCUGGUGGUGUUGCUUCUUUGCUACUGUCCCCUUGGUUGGUUAUUCUGCGGGCUGUGUUGCUGACGAUGUCCGGCGUUUCCAGCUCGAUUGCCUGCCCAGGUCGAGGCGCCCCCUUCGUCGACGCCAAGGCCUCGCUGUUCCGGCGAGCAACUCAUGCGGCGACGUUAACGGGUUUGACUUCGGUCCCCUAUCGGCCUGUGCUGGCGACUCAACGGCUGCUCUUUUACUCUUCGUCACCCUUCGGUCUCCGGUGGUGCGACGGCGAGGCGAAGAACGGCGGCGGAUUUGUUUCUGCAGGAAGUUUCCCAGGGACCUUGCUGUAUUUUUUGAUUUCGCUUGGGUGUUUUCUGCUUUAGGGGACAGCUGUCCCAUAUCUGGUUGUUUCCACAAUGUUGCUUUUGCAAUCCUUGCUUAAUUAAUCAGAUAUAUGAUUUUUCAAAAAAAAGCAAUUUGUAGGCAUACCGCAGUAUGCAGUACACUCGGACAAUGUUUUUCAGCAUUUCUAUUUUCCUCUUAUAUGAUGAAAAAAAAAGAACAUUUUAGCCGAGAUGAGUGGCGAAUGUCACAGAAUUGAACUUGGGAUUUCAUUUUCGAAUUCCAGCGAACAGGUCCCAGGUAGAACGAAAUCCCUCCCCAGACCCUAUCAGUUGGGUGGAUUUGACGGACCCUCCCGAUCCCGUCCCCUCUCCUCCUCCUCCCCCUCCACCCGCCGCCACCCUCUCCUCCGGCCAGAUCGCCCUGUCGCUCCGUCUCGAUUCCUUUCCUCUGCCAAGGCAGACCCGCCUCGGUCCCUCUCCUCCGCCCAGAUCUUCCCAUCCCGCUCCAUCUCCUUCGCCGAGGACGACAUCCCUCUCCUCCGGCAAGGUCGCCGCCGCAGCUCCUCGCCCUCGUCAAUCCCUUCUCAUCCACUGCAAUCUUUUGCCGGAUCCGUCCACCCUUUGCCGCCUCUACUGCAGAUCGAUCCUGUGGCACCGCCCUGCAGAUCCCGACCUCCAAGCCAAGACCUAGUUCCACCUUCGGCACCUUGCAAGGCAAUGGAUCUGGACACAGAGAAUCGUCUAGCUUCAUUACUCCUUGAAGAAGCACGGAGAUUACAGUCAGAGGCUGACAGGGAAGGUGUUCAUGCAUAUCUGCGAAAGCCCAAUGUUAGGCAUCGUCCAAACUCCCGGUUCCUCACAGCCACAGUUCGUGGAGUUCAACAAGCAAACCGUGUUGUGGAGGUUGAUGAAAUGUGGCGUGCCAGGGAGAAGGAACUUGAACUUGAGUGUAAGCUGAAAAGAAGAAAUAAAGAGCGUGGUGACUCUAGAGGGGAGAAACGCAAAGGUGACUCGAGAAAUAUGAGUUCCAGCUCAAAGAUUGAGGAAGGAACUGCUUAUAAUAGUUCUUACUCAGACCAGGAUGAUGGUCUAGGGGAUGAUGAAGUUGAAAAGUUUCUGCAUUCAAGGGUAAAGCGAGGAAGAGGUGCGGUUGGCUCUAGGAUGGACGAACCUGGUCCAUACCUAAAGGCUUCAUCGCAUUGUCGAGACAAAGAACCUAGCCCGGAUAUACGUUUGGAAGAGAAAUGGGAACGCCGAGUGCAAGGUCCGGAGAGGCCACUGUUUCUGAGAUCCAAGUCUCCCGAUGAUUGUUGGCAUAAGGAAACAUUGGAUGAUAAGCCAUCCAGCUCUUGUGAGCCAGAACCACACAGGAAGAAGGAAAAUAAAAAGGGGAGGAGAUCGUCGGAGAAAAAAGAGAGAAAGGAGAGAAAAGACAAGAAGAAAGCCAAGCAUCGGCACUGCCACCACCACCAUCACAAAAGCCGAAGAAGGGAGUGAUGUGCCCCAUUGCUGAACUACAAUUUGUACUACACAAGAAAGGGUUCUGUGUUACUGAAAGAUGCUGCUAUUGCUUGUUCGCUGGGAACCUGUGUUGUAACUAAAACUCCGCCAGUGCGCACUGUGCCCCGUGUUUAGACAUGUUAUGUGUUGCUCAGAGUUGAACUUUCUUUGCCUAUAACAUGAUUGGCAUCUGAUGAGAUGAGAGUGAUCGUUUUCGCUUCUGUGACAUGAUCCAAGGUCCACAUCUGCAGCGAGCUAGUACUGAACCAUGAAUAUCUGUUGGUUAUA
Triticum dicoccoides is the source of this 2630-nucleotide messenger RNA. RefSeq lists its product as uncharacterized. The record is from RefSeq and is a predicted model, not a curated record. Lineage: Eukaryota; Viridiplantae; Streptophyta; Magnoliopsida; Poales; Poaceae. The transcript is spliced from 5 exons. The coding region runs from base 1074 to 2339 and encodes 421 amino acids.